UGGUGCUCUAACCAAACGAAUUGGUAAUAUGGUACGUAAGGAACCCAGCGAGCUUCCCAGGGCUAGGUUUCCAACCCCCGGCCCAAUGGCGUUGCAAACAUUGGUUUCUUUGCCUCCAAAUCGUCGUUUUCUCCUCAUUUGAGAGAUCCUAUGAUCUAGCCCUUGCGGGGGCACUGGGACGUUGUGUGACCGCUUUUAAUCCCGGUAUGAUGCUCGGACAUAACUAUUCGCCAUUGGCUGAAAUCAUGGCAGCAAGCAGGCAAAAGUAUUGUUGUCGAGACUCGAGGAUGAGCAGGCCUUUGCAGUUCACAAGGCCAGUGACACGCUUCAAACUGAAGGAAACCUGUGCAGAUUGGUCAGAAUCAAGUCAUGCAUUCCUUUGUGUUGUUAGAGUCACAAAUGAUGUUGGGAGGUGGUAUUCUGUCGAAUCCCGCCUUUUGCCGAUAUCGUACCAUUCAUCGCCAUGCACAGCUUGCCAUUGGCGGAUUGGACAAUGUCAGUUUGGUGCCUUCUUUGGCAAGUUACACACGUCUACGCUGGGCCACACCGACUCCCCUGUGUGCGGAGCUGAACCGUCAUAUGACCAGACAGGCGCCUCCACGCUGCUACUUAGUACUAUUCAUUAUUUCCCCACGAUUUGGGGGCUUCCCCGGCCACUAAUGUCAGCAGGAGCGCCACUAUCCCAAGUUGAUGGCCUGCCACCUCGCCCUUGAGAGUUUUUCCAAAACCCCCCAUGCUAUUUCGGAUAUAGUUGGUCAUCAUUCACACGAUUGUUUGCUGCUCAAAGGUGUUAUCAAACACACACUGGAGAACUUCCUUUUUGGGGAUUUCCCCCUCCUUUCGCCUGACACUUACAUUUAUGUACAUACCAGGCUUCAAUAAACACUUCAACAUGUUUCAAAGGGGGUUCGUCGGUUCGUCGGUUAUUUCCCAGUAUGCGAGGGAUUUUUCAUCAGGUGGUCGGCGGACUCAGAGGCAAACAAGCCUCUGGUUAGUUGUCUUG
This is a messenger RNA of Pseudomassariella vexata, 1003 nucleotides long. RefSeq lists its product as uncharacterized. Lineage: Eukaryota; Fungi; Ascomycota; Sordariomycetes; Amphisphaeriales; Pseudomassariaceae. The record is from RefSeq and is a predicted model, not a curated record. The transcript has a single exon. The coding region runs from base 207 to 713 and encodes 168 amino acids.